This is a messenger RNA of Phragmites australis (common reed), 1677 nucleotides long. RefSeq lists its product as uncharacterized. Lineage: Eukaryota; Viridiplantae; Streptophyta; Magnoliopsida; Poales; Poaceae. The record is from RefSeq and is a predicted model, not a curated record. Bases 1 to 1677 code for a protein of 558 amino acids. The transcript is spliced from 7 exons.
AUGGAUGAGUUGGCUGUCAAGCGGCGAAAAAUAAUUGCCCAUGCCGCGGGAUUUGUUGCUACAAUGUGUGCGUACACGUUGUUUUUGUAUAGACGUGGAGGUCGUGAAGCACCAAUCACCUAUGGUCCUUUAGCUGAAAGAGAUAAAAUUAGAAUGGAAAACCUUAGAUUCAUUUUUCAUAAUGAUGAUCGCCAUUGUGUAGAACAGCUUCGUAUGAGGAGAACCCCCUUUUUUCACUUAUGCACAUUACUCAGGACAAGACGGUUGCUUAAAGAUACAAUUCAUAGCUCCAUUGAGGAACAAGUUGCCAUGUUCCUACAAGUGGUUGGCCACAAUUGUAGAUUUAGGUUGAUAAAGUUGAAUUUUAGAAGGGGUUUGGAAACAAUUAGUCGUUACUUUCGAGAAGAUUGCAUUGGUGCUAUAGAUGGAACUCAUGUGCUAGCUAGAGUCCCAGCUAGCAUGGCAGCCGCCUUUCGGGGUAGGAAGGGGGUGACCACACAAAAUGUUAUGGCUGCUGUUGAUUUUGAUCUUAAGUUCACCUAUGUCUUAGCUGGCUGGGAGGGAUCUGCUCAUGAUGCCAUCAUUCUAGCAGACGCAUUAGAAAGGGAUGACGGCUUAAGGGUCCCCCCGGGUAAAUUCUACUUGGUCGAUGCAGGAUAUGCUGUUCAUCCUGGGUUCCUUCCACCAUAUCGUGGCUGCCGAUACCAUUUAAAGGAGUAUGGUGGAAGGAACAACCCUCGUGACCAUAGGGAAUUAUUCAAUCUGAGGCACUCCUCGCUUAGAGUCACAGUAGAACGGGCUUUUGGUGCAUUGAAGAAUCGUUUCAAAAUUCUUUACAACAAGCCGUUUCACCCGUACAAAACCCAAGUGAAGUUAGUGCUAGCUUGCUACAUUUUGCACAACUGGAUCCUAACACACGGCCCUGAUGAGUGUGUUCCUGGGGAACAAGACUGGACUCCAAACCCUGUGGAACCCGAAGCACAUAACGAUGUUGCAUAUGACAACAACUCGUGGGCAGCAAAGAGGGACGAGUGGGCACUAGCUAUGUGGAACAAUAGGAGAAACAUACGUCUGAAUGUUAGUGUACUUUUAGUGCUGUUUUCAGCAGAAUUUAAGUGCUGUUUUAGUGCUGUUUUCGUGCUGAAUGGAAGUGCUGUUUUAGUGCUGUUAUCAGAUGAAUUUAAGUGCUGUUUUAGUGCUGUUUUCAUGCUGAAUGGAAGUGCUGUUUUAGUGCUGUUAUCAGAUGAAUUUAAGUGCUGUUUUAGUUAUGUUUUCAGUGAAUUGAAUGUGAUGGCUGAGCAUGGGGGUGUCGGUGGGGCACGGAAUCAAUUGCGGUGGACAGCCCACAUGUCCAACAUGAUGCUGUGCCAUUUGGUUGUGCUGAUUGAGGGUGGAGUGCGAACUGAUAAGGGCUUUAAGGAGGUGCACCUAAACACAGUUGCAAGAAAAGUGACUGAGCAGUGCGGUGCAGAAGUCAGCGGGAGUCAGGUGUACAACCACCUCCGCAAGUGGAGAUCAAGGUGGGUGAAAAUAUGCAAGCUGCGGGACAUCAGCGGUGCCUUGUGGGAUGACAACACACACUCCAUCGUACUAGAGGACGAGCACUACAAAGGCCACAUCAAGGAUCACCCUGCUGAUGUUGACUACCUCAACGUUCCUCUCGAGAACUAUGAGUAG